UGGAUAUUUCUACAAAAAUGCUGUACAUUUUUCAUGUUGAUACUGGUGCUACCCUCACUUUCGACAUCAAGCUCGCUCUGCAGAGUGUUGCGGAGUUGAAGGAGGCUAUUGAACGAGAAUGCGGAGUACUAGCUGUCCACCAAGUGCUCUUGAUGAGCGGUGGGGAAAGUUUGGAGCCUAAUGCACGUGUCUGUUCGUAUUCAGCAGGUACCGAUACCAAUCCCAUCUAUCUCUUCAGCAAAGCUGCCAUCGAGAGCCAAGUGCCACCUGUACCGCAUACUGAUUAUAGCACCGAUGUUGACCUGGUGGAGCAGAUCACAGGUUCCCUGUCGAUGCCAGCGACAUACAGCACUCUGGUAUCGAGGGCGCAGUUGGCUCAACAGUGCUGUGCCAUUGCCCGAGACCAGACAAGAACCUGUGAACGUCUGGUGCACGAUCAGCAUCUUCAGCAGCAGGGAUGGGCAGCAGUAGUUGCGAAUCUGGAGGACAUCACCCAGAUGUUCCAGUCGAAGGCAGAUCUUCUUCAGCAGAGUUUCACGCAAUAUUUGACAGAGCGAGAGCAGCACAUGCAGCUGUUGAACAAUUUCAAUGCAGAUCUGGGUACCCUCUCGAAAAUUCCAAUUCUCCCAGCACUUCGCGCCCAAGCGGAGGGUCUCCUGAGUCCCGAUGAGCAGCCCUCAGAGCCUGGUGACCAGCCAGACGAGGUGCUGAGUCUUCUGCGUUGGAUAUCAGCGAAGGACAAUCAGAGCAGUCUUGAGCAGGUGGCAGAGCAGUGCUCCAGGGGUCUCGAGCAGUUUGACGAGCGAAUGAUGGAGGCCCUGAAGAAUGAGACUGAUGCUGCAAUCGUGGGAUCCAAUCGACCUGAGAUGAAGGAGAUCAAGGGCCUGGGAGAGAGGCUCUUUGCCCUCGAGCAAUUGCUCUCCCAAGCGAGAAGACUUCUUCAGGAACAGGGAGAACUUGCCCAGGGUUUCCUGCAGAAUCAGACACGCGCGAAUAAUCUCGGUGAUCCCAGUGUUCUCCCUGAUUUGUGCGCCUCCCACAGGCGACAACUCAUGGUCAUGAUGGAAAAUCACUCGCAGCUCAGGGAUAUCAGGCGACGAUGCACUCGAGCUAAAGAGGAAUUGUCUGUUAAUAUCUAUCACAGGCUCAAGUGGAUCACCUAUGUUGAGAACAAGAUGAUGGAGGUUGAUGGUAAACUCGUUAUGUACCAUGAGAAUCUCAAACGUCUCAGGCGUCAUCUUGAGGUACUCCAGCAGAUCCAUAUGGCACCGAAUAUGUAUGUCACUGCUGUUGCCGAAGUUGUCAGGAGGCGAACGUUCUCUCAGGCUUUUCUCAUCUGGGCCAGCAAUUUGGCUUGUCAGUUACUCACUAUUCACAGUGAGGAGAUAACCAGGCGGAGGGAGUUUCAGAAUAAAUUCGAGGGACAUUUCCUGAAUACUCUGUUCCCUGGCCUCGAGGACACACCUCCACCAUUCGCUACUCAGGCUCCUACUGUUUUUGAUAGUGAACUUCCUAAACUGACUGCUGAAGAUAUGAACUCUCUCAAGAUCCAGCUACCUGAUCUCACUGACUCGGUGUCCACACCUGACCUUAAUAGUAUUACUCAGUUCUUCCUGUCGAAGAGCUUCAGCGAGGGCAGUGGAGAGGGUAGCAAGGACAAGGGGCACAGCACAUCGAUGCCCAUGGACAUGGCCACGAAGGAUCAGGGCGAGAGGCCAAUGACCACUGACAGAGUGGGUUUCGAGUCGGAGACAGACACUGAGGAGUUCGAGAAAAUAGUCCGGGGUAAUGACGGCAAGACCACCUGCUACGAGACCGAGGAAAAACAGAUGAAACAAUUGGAGGAGAACCUGGGGAACACUCGAGCUGAGGUGGAGCGGCUGCGAACGAUUCUGCGAACAGUGAAGACAGCGAUGGGCGAGGCAAUGAUAGCCUUUCGGGACGAGUUGACAGUUCUUCGGGAGAAGGUGAACGAUGACAAGUGCGGGAUUCAUGAGGUGACCGAACGUAUUGGUCAGGCACUGACAGUUCACUCCCAGGAGUGUGAGAGAGCAUUACGAGAACGAGAACAAGAAUUAACCGUUGACCACGAGCUGGAGCUGACGGAUGCCAAGAAACUGCUAGAAACACGAGACGAGGAGAUUAUGAACCUGAAACGUUCCAUAAUGGAUAAAGAAACUGAGUUGGUUGAGCACGAACGUUUGAUCGCCACCAUGAGACAGAAGCUGGAGGCUGAACAAGAGGAAAUGAGAGAUAUCCAGUUGAGGUUCCAGGAACAGCUCGAGGAGGCACUCGAGCAGGCGAGGAUCGAUAAGAAUUCGAUCGAGCAGAGUAAUGAGGCACGUCUCGUGGAAAUUUCAUCACUGACAAAUGCUCUGGAGCAGUGCAGACAGAAUGUCAAAGAACUAGAGGAGAAUUUGGCAACGGCCAGAUCUGAUCAGCAGAAAAUUGUCAAGGAGACCACCGAUAAGCUCCUGCUCGAGUACAAAACUGAGCUCGAGACCAUCAGGAGUCGAUUCAAACUCAUGGCUGCAUCGAGUGUGAUGGAGAGGAGCCCCAGUGACUCUAGCCUCGAAAAGAUUGAGAGACCUGAUGUCAUCGAGAUUGUCAAUCACGAGGCAAUUCUUGCACAGACGAAGGAGGAUCUCAAGGCUGAGAAGGCUGAUGCUGUCAGGAAGGCCAUUGAGAAGGAGUCGGCGGACUUCGAGGCGAAACUGCAAUUUGGUCUCAGGAUGGUUGAGAAACAGCUCGAGGAAGAGGCUGAGGCUCACAGGCUUAGGGAGACUGCACUCGUCGAUGAGUGCCAGAAGUACCAGGAGAUCAUCAGAAGACUUACUGAGGAUGACUGCAGAGUCAGGCAGAGUCUCACUGAGAAGCUGGAAAAGUUGGAGGAGGAAAAGCGUCGUCUGGAGAAGAAAAUGGUGACGGAGAGGAAGAUAAUGAAGCACCGCGAGUCUCAGGUGCAGGAGCUGCAGGCGGAGAGGAACGAGCUUCGCCACGAGUUGGCGGAGGAACGUUUGAAAAUAUCGCAGAGUGCUUCAGGGAUGGUGAACGAUGCGUUUAAAGAGCUCAUGUCAACCAGCAAAGACGAUAUCGAAGUUUCGGAGUCGAAGAAAGUACGACUCGAGGCAAACACUGCCGAGUGUCUCAAAAGACGUCUGGAGUGUCUCGAGAUCGACAACAAAAGAUUAGCUGCUGCUCUGCAGGCCAUUCAGGAGUCGAAGGAGUUGCUGGAGGCCAAGGUAGAGGUUCUUGAGGUCGAUAAGAUGCGACUGGAGGUUGAACUCGUGAAGGAGAGGUCUACGAGGGACUUUGGAGGUGAAAUAUCUACGUCCAUGGACGCACGUGACAAAGAGAUGAACGCAUCAGUUGCUGUUGUCUCUGAGGCUGGGAGUGGUGAGACUGGAUCAUCUGAAAACAAACCUGAUGCUACCUUUAGAUAUAGAAAGAAGCUCAUCAAAAGUACCACCAACCUGUUUCAACAGUCCUGCAUCAGUCUCAAUCGUUGCAACCCUGGGGACUCGGUUAUUGUACUGUGGGACACUGCACACAGUAAUUAUAUUAUUCUGCAGGAGUCUAGAACCAUGUAUUUCCUCCAUUCGGAGUGCAUUGACACUUUGAAAUUGAGAAGACAGUCUGAUGGACUGCCUAAGCAGAUUUAUGUGCUUGGAGAGGUCAUUGAUAAACAGUAUUGCCACGCCAAAAAGUCCGAAAAUCGUUACCACGUUCCCCAAGGCACCAAAUUCUACCGAGUGCGUGUGAUGCCAGCCCAGAGGGAAUUGGACCUGACGACCUCAUCCUCAGAUUAGACCCAGGAGUGAGUUAAACCAUUCAAGUCAACAAAAAAUCCCUACUCCAUAUUUGAAAUCGUUCUCCAAAAUCACAAUAACGAGAAAAAUGAUAAAACGAGAUAAAAACGAAAACGUUGUGAUUGGGAGCUCGUGUCGUGUAGUCCUCAAAAAGUCCUCAUUGUAGUUAUAAAAGUCUACACGAUUCAUCCGUGAAUGAAUUCUGGAAGAAUUCCAGAAAAAGUCACGAAAUCCCUCGUGGAAAUUAUCACCUGGAGGUACGAGUCUCCGAUUUCAUUGAAUGAGCAGAGGGAUGUGGUGGUGUUUUAUUGUGAUAUAGUUGGCGUGUUGGAUAGUUAAAAACUGCAUGAUUAAUUUUUAAUUGAAAAACAAAAUUGAGUACUUGAAUUUUCGUUGGCAGUAUGAAUUUCAACACAAAAAUGUGAAAUUUAGCUUUAAGUUUUACAAGCAAUUGAUGAUUAAGAAUUUUGAUGAGAGGAAAAAAAAACGAAGAGAAGAAAAAUAAUGAUUUCAUACGUGAGUUGAACUAGAUAUAUUACUAUGGCAUACAUAAUACACGUAUAUUAUCCUACGGUUGUAUAAUAUCCAAGUAUGAACACUUAGCGUAGAUCUCACUGGUAAAAUGGAAAAAUUUUUAAAAAAAGUAAUCAACACCAACGUUUUUGAGACAUGGAAUCAUGCAUCACCUCUAAUAGUUGUAAAAGAAUAUACAGAAACAAUCAUAUAAAUCGUUCUAAGGACCAUUUGAAUAUAGUAACACAGAUAGAGUUUUUUUCGUGGAAAAACAAAUCGUAAUGAAAUAGCUGUGAUCGUUAGACCUUUAACAACCUUUUUCACCCUUCUAUCGUAGUUUUUAAAUUUGAAAAGUGGGGAUGAGGGUGACACCCAGAAAAAUUAUUUACUCUAUUAUUUGUUCGAGUAAAUCAUACCUUCACAGGAAAUACACGAUAAAGUGAUAAAAUGUUAAUAAAUGACGAAAGAUUAAUAGGAUAAUAUUCUUCACCAAGAAAUCGUAUUUGGGAUGAAAAAAAAGGAAAUCACUGGGAUAUCGUUUGAGAGAAAUGAAAACUCUCAGCGAAAUCCUCCGAUUUAAUGAGUAAAUAAUUAUUCUGGGCGCACUGUGAGAGUUUUUACGUUAGAAGUACCGAAUAUGGGGAAGGAGAUGCUUUUCAGGGGUCUCUAGCUUCUCGUAACCUCUGACAAGGACUACGAAACGUUUUAAUCAGUCGAGGCGAGUGAUAACUAGCACCUGGCACGUAAUAUCCUCUCGCACUCAGUAAAAAUAUCCUCAUUUGUCUUGCAGCAGAUUAGUCAGUUCCCAUUGUCCUUGGAUAUUAGAUUAUUGUUUUUCUAGAAUUAGAACGACGAGAAAAAGGGAAAAAAAGUCGAGAGAAUGAGAGUCACAAAUUAAAAUCCUCAGUGCUUAGCAGUUUCAGUUUUCUUAUUAGUUUUUUUGUUUUAAUGGAUCGACAUGAUGAGGGAAUUCUUCCGCGCAUAAUUAAUCAAAGUUUAUAAAUUUUUUAUACAAAAUCAUGGGGAUGAAGUUCCCGAAGUCAUUCGGUGCAUUAAAGGGCGCCUCUCGGGAUGACCUGAUGUGUGAUACAGGGAAUUCCUGGUGGGAGCUGUUCACUUUUGGUACCUGAUGUUAAUUACGUUACCCAUCGAAAAUUCAAUGAUUGGGAAUUUUUCUUUCUUUUUUUUUUUGGUUCGUUCGCUAUUUAUUUUAUUUUCUGUCCACCCAAGUGUGAGGGCUUUCGCAUUCGGAAUAUCAAACAAAACGUGCCUCAAGAGUGUUUAUUAUAACCGUGAUAUCACAAAGUAGAUGAAAAUAUUGAAAGUCUCGCAUAGAGUUAUUCCUCCGAUAGAUUAAUUUAAUACUUUCCGAAUAUCUCACGCUUUCAGUAGUAACACGUGGGUGACAUUGCUUCAUCAUUAUAUACUUCUCAUUUCUCAGCCAAAAACAAAAUAAUAAGAGUGUAACGAAAAAAUGAUCUUAAAUUAUAGGUAGAAUUAUUUUUUUUAGAUUAGAGUAUCGAACUUAAUCGGGGCCUGCGCCCUGAAGAACGAAUUAUUUGAAUAAAAUCGAUGAUUUAAGUUGAAAUUUUUGCAAUAGCAGUGAUUUUUAGUUAAUGAUUAUUAUUUUUUUCACUCGGAGAAUUGAAGGAGAUUUUUUAAUUCGAAUGAUGGCUAUCGCGUUUUCUUUUCAUUGUUUUGGUUUAGUUGAUUGAUUUUUAUUGAAUGGAAUAUUUGAUUCGGAUGAAUCAUUUCUCUGGCGGUAUUUGCGUUAUUUUUCAUCUAGAGAGUAGAUUUAGUCUCAUUAUAUUUUCCCAUGCUGAUAAUUUUUGUAUCAUACGCAAUUCUCAUUUUCGACGUUAAGAAUAUGAUUAUUGAAGUGUAUUUAAUAUUGAAUUGAGCGAUUGAAUUUACGUUUAAAUCGAAUAAUCAGCGGUGGAAUAGUCCUCGCACGAGAGCUUAGUGAUUUGUCAUCUGGAAACAUAACGAACGUAAGAGUGAUUGAGAGCUGUGGUUAAUUAUAUUAAGGAACGCUAUCGAAAUAAAAUUUGAUAUUUGUAUGGAAAGACGAUUUGUACGUGUCGAUUUAAUUCUUCCAAAUUUUACGAGACGAUCCAUCCACGAUUCGUCUCGUUUCUUCAACUGGAGACUCGGAGAAAAAGCUACAUUUCAGACAAUUUACUUGAUCAAAGAAAGAAAAGGACAAUUUUCAGUGAAGAAUCAAUCAACAAUUCAUUUUUCUAUCAAUUCAAUUAUCUAUUAUUGUGCACAAAAAACUUUUAAUGUGAGAAAUCAGAGGACUUGAAUAAUUGGCAGAAGAAUAUUCGUUUGUAUCAAGUGAAUUUUCUCAGUAAAGAGUAAUUUUUUCUCUCAGUACAGUGUGUGGAUAUUUCUGGGUUAAGUAUCAAUGGGGAAAUCGUAAUUUUAUGUACGUACAUGCAGACUCCCCAGUGCACGUUCGUACGUACUGUUGCGAGGAAUUAUUGUAAUGGAAAUGAGAAAAAGAGAACAAUGUCAACGUGAUAGUAUCUGUUACGCAAUAAACGAACGAAAUAAUCGUCGAUAUGAAUAAAAGCCAUUUGACUUUUUAACCGA
This is a messenger RNA of Fopius arisanus, 6917 nucleotides long. RefSeq names its product autophagy-related 17 (gene Atg17). Gene Ontology annotation, biological process: positive regulation of protein phosphorylation; autophagy of mitochondrion; autophagy of peroxisome. The transcript is spliced from 7 exons. The record is from RefSeq and is a predicted model, not a curated record. Gene Ontology annotation, molecular function: molecular adaptor activity; protein kinase binding. NCBI's taxonomy places the organism in Eukaryota, Metazoa, Arthropoda, Insecta, Hymenoptera, Braconidae. The coding region runs from base 18 to 3809 and encodes 1263 amino acids. Gene Ontology annotation, cellular component: phagophore assembly site membrane; Atg1/ULK1 kinase complex.